CAUUGUGAUUGAUACAAGCAGUUUUGCAAGGAAAAAAUCGGGGCGAAUUAAUAUAAAUUUAUAAAUUCGAGUAGGGUGAAAAGAUUGUUAGAAUAUCUGCUUACGUUAGAGACCUAUAACUCUUCGUCAUUUACUACGGCCUUUAUUAGUAAUGUCUUCCAGUGCCGGCAUCAGUGACGCUUUGUCCACUCAGAAUUUGGAGCUUCCUCCAUUACGAAGUUUGGAUGACUUUGUAUUGGGUUCUGCUCGAUUUCAGUUACCAAAUAUAAAAGAUUUGGAGAAAUGGGGCAAUCGUGUAGUAAAAAAUUUGCUAUAUUAUCAAACCAACUAUUUUCUUUUGUUUCUGGGAAUUUAUGGCGUAAUGAUAAUAGUAAAUCCAAUAAAAAUAAUUUGGGGUCUGAUUGUAGAAGCAAUGAUAAUUGCUGUGGUGGUGCGGUUCUUUUUGAAGAGGACUGACUUAAAAUUUAAAUUUAUUGUCAGCUGGUCCACUGCUACAGAGGAGAAUCCGCAGCAAAAAUGGUACUUUUUGGCGAGCGUCCUGUUAUGUGGCUACCUUCUUCUGUAUUGGUUAAAUGCUAUUUUAUUAUCAAGUUUUGCGUUGCUUCUUCCUAUAUCAUUGACGUUUGUACAUGCUUCUUUGCGGUUGAGGAAUAUUAAAAACAAAGUGGUCAAUACAAUGGAAAGUUUCAAUCCUUCAACGCCAAUGGGAGUAUUUUUAGACGUACUAAAUAUCACAAUGGAUAAUUAAAUGCCAUAGACCCAACUACUAAAAACAUGCUGUAUAUAAAUAUAAUAAAUUGUUUUUACCUGUGAAAACGGUAUUUUUUGCAUAGAUGUGCCCGUAAAAUAAAAUUAAAAAAGUAAAUUAUAUAUUUUAAAGUAAACUUAAUAAAAAUAAAAUAUGGCUGUUCCUAACGUCUCUUAAAA
Molecule: messenger RNA, 927 nt
Organism: Rhagoletis zephyria (snowberry fruit fly)
Lineage: Eukaryota; Metazoa; Arthropoda; Insecta; Diptera; Tephritidae
Gene: Jwa
Product: PRA1 family protein Jwa
Cellular component (GO): membrane
Source: RefSeq, a predicted model, not a curated record